GCUGACGCGCCAGGAGAGAGCGGUGCUCGCAGCCGGCAGGUGUCGGCGGACGUCGGGGGGCUGCGCUGGUGCGCAUGCGGCGCCGAGAUGGACCCGUUGGCACCAAUGCGGCUAUACACGCUGUCCAAGCGGCACUUUGUCCUAGUCUUUGUUGUAUUCUUUAUUUGCUUUGGUUUGACAAUCUUCAUUGGAAUUGUAGGUCCUAAUGUAAUCAAGACCACAACAACAUCUGAAUUGACUAACAGCUCAAAGCUGAAGUCAUAUCCAUUAAAUUCACAACCAUUAUCCACUUAUAAUCAACAACUAUGGCUAACCUGUGUUGUUGAACUGGAUCCACCUUAUGAAUCUCGCUUCAAAAUUAACAUUACUCUGUCAAUUAAAAUACACGGUGUAACAAAGGAUGCAAGCACACGAUACAAAAAUAACCAAGUUCAUAAUCGAACAAGGCAACUCAACUGUGCUCGGAAAUGUGAUGAAAUCAUUGUGGCUCAUCUUGGCUACCUGAACUACACUCAGUAUAACAUAUUGGUUAGUUUUGAGGGUCUGGAGAAGUUGAUUGUUCCGAUCCUGAGCAUCAGUUUCACAUGGAAAACUUACAAUCCGUAUUUUUCACAAGUUGAAAUUUGGUUCCGAUUUGUAUUUGUGGUUCUUACUUUCAUAGUCACGUGCCUGUUUGCACAUUCCCUCCGGAAAUUCUCCAUGAGAGACUGGGGAAUUGAACAGAAAUGGAUGUCCAUCCUCCUACCCCUGUUACUGCUUUACAAUGAUCCAUUUUUCCCCCUCUCUUUUCUGGUGAACAGUUGGUUUCCUGGAAUGCUAGAUGACUUCUUCCAGUCAUUGUUCUUGUGUGCACUGUUACUGUUCUGGCUCUGUGUCUACCAUGGGAUAAGAGUGCAGGGAGAAAGAAAAUGUUUAACUUUUUAUCUUCCCAAAUUUUUUAUUGUUGGGCUGUUGUGGUUGGCCUCAGUCACAUUAGGAAUAUGGCAAACUAUUAAUGAGCUACAUGACCCAACAUACCAGUACAGGGUUGACACCGGUAACUUUCAGGGUAUGAAAGUCUUCUUCCUUGUGGUGGCAGCCAUAUACAUUUUGUACCUUUUGUUCCUGAUAGUGAGGGCAUGUUCAGAACUUCGUAAUAUGCCUUAUAUUGAUCUCAGGUUAAAAUUCUUGACUGCAUUGACCUUUGUAGUACUUGUCAUUAGCAUCGUUAUACUUUAUCUGCGCUUUGGUGCACAAGUACUACAGGACAACUUUGUAGCAGAGCUGUCAACUCAUUAUCAGAAUUCAGCAGAAUUCUUAUCAUUCUAUGGUUUGUUGAACUUCUAUCUCUACACACUAGCCUUCGUGUAUUCCCCAUCAAAGAAUGCACUAUAUGAGUCGCAAUUGAAAGACAAUCCUGCCUUUUCUAUGCUGAAUGAUUCAGAUGAUGAUGUGAUUUAUGGGAGUGACUAUGAAGAAAUGCCGCUCCAGAAUGGCCAAGCCAUUAGAGCCAAGUACAAAGAAGAGUCGGAUAGUGAUUGAAUUCACGUGGAUGAACUUGUUUAGUAGAAACGAAAGCAAUUUUUAUUUUUUUUAUUUUUUUCCCCCCAUCUCCCAAGGAAGGACAUCCUGCUUCUUAUUUCUGUUUACAGAGUUAAAACUGAAGGAAAAAAAUGGAAAUGCUUGAAAAGGUGUGCUACAAAACCCAAACACUUUUUACACUAGCAAAUGUCUUGUAAAAGCACAUCCUUGGAGAACAGACUGUGGAAACAAGGGGGCUUUUGCAGUUUAGUACCAUCUUGGAGUGGUGUUGACUAUAUGUUGAUUUAAAACUGCUCCCUUUCUUAUUUUUAGAGGAAUACAUGCAGCCUAAUCUGUUUGCACUUUCAUGCAACUUGUUCUAGCUGCAGUGUACAAUGCCCACUAAAAAUUGAAGUGCCUCUUCUUCCUUUUCUCUUACUCACUUGACUUGGAGGUGGAGAAUGACAUGUUUUCCAUUGGGUUCUGAGAAACCAUAAUCUUUCCUGCUUCUCCUUUGAGGAGCAACAUUCAGGGUUUGUUUUGGUUUUUUUAGUGGCCAGUAGCAUAAUAGGCUUAAACACCUAUUUUAAGGUGUUCAUAAAAUGGAUUUUGCCAAGCAGUUAAUUUAAUGAGUAAUACAAGUACAAACAUUCAAGUUCUUUUGCACCAAAAAUAUAUAACCCGAAUGUUAUAUAACAAGUAGUGUGCAAUUAUAUAGGGGGCAGGAUACUUCAGACUCUUCACCAAAUUAAAAUGAGUCAAAAUAUAUAGAUUAAAAUGUUCAAACUUCAGAGGGAAACAGUACUGCUGUCUUUCUGUGUGUGUUUUUUGAGGGGGAAUGUAUGUAUGUUCUGUAAAACAUACAGGAUAAAAUGUCCUAUUUUAACACACACAUUCUUUUAAGCUUUGGAUCUUUUUUCUAAGUUGGCAUUUUGUUAAAAACAGUUGCUCUGUGUUGCAGAAAGUUGCUUUUGCUGAUGUGUUGAACGUGUGUGAAAGAGUCUGCUUUACAUUUUCAGCAUAUGGAUCCAAUCUGCUCUUUCAGCCACAACUAAACAGCAACACAUACUACUGCUGUGUGAGAUUAUUAGCAAUUAACCUUUUCCAGUCUGUGCUGGAAGAGUGAGGUGCAGAACUUCCAAGCAUUUACUAGAAUGUUGCUCCUCAUGAUGUUUUAAGAAGAUAUUUCCCACUGUUCCCACUACACUGGAGCUUUGUCUUUAAAGAGAAGCUGCCAAUUUCCAGUAACAUUUAAAGAAGCUAUUUCCAGAUACUCCACCUGUCCCUGAGUCUUUAGGUUUUGUGGUUUCACAAUCAGUUUUCUCCUCUAAAUUAUGUCUCCCUUUGCUGUGGCAGACCCACAUAAACCAGGAAAACUGACAGACCAUAUAGGACAUGCCAUUAUACUGGCUUAUAUACAGAGACCCAUCUACGAAGGGGAUUGAACUCUGACUUUAAUCCACUUCAAUUACAAGAGUUUGGUAUGUCCAUAGGACCUUUUUGGGCCAUGUCAAGAACCACCACUGCAAUUUGUCUUCCGAGUAUUCAUAACAGCUGUUCUCUUGGCAGUGAUCUGUACUAGAGAAUUUUGCUUUUAGAAGAACAAAGUAUUGCCAUGUGGACAAAGUAAUCCAACUUGUAUUUUAAGAGCACCAGGUGUGUUUGUAACAUUACAUGGAAAAAUUGAGGCAGAUGUAUAUUUAAGCUGUCUUGUAAACUGCAGUGGCUAUUACAUCUUACAUUCCUUUUUAAAAAAAAUAA
Gavialis gangeticus (Gharial) is the source of this 3261-nucleotide messenger RNA. It is a transcript of the gene TMEM181, whose product is annotated as transmembrane protein 181. Lineage: Eukaryota; Metazoa; Chordata; Crocodylia; Gavialidae. Gene Ontology annotation, molecular function: toxic substance binding. The record is from RefSeq and is a predicted model, not a curated record. Bases 88 to 1521 code for a protein of 477 amino acids. The transcript is spliced from 17 exons.